UUAUGCAGGAGCACUCGCGUGUACAUCCGACCGUCGCGGCCUCAAAGAUAAAUAUGGUCGGCCAUAUAUUAUACGGACCUAAGAAAUGACGUUUUGUAACCUAUAGUUAGAUAGCUCUAUGCAGUCCGUUCUUGCCCCGCUAAUCGUUUGGGUCUGAUGGAUGAGAAGGACUGAGUAUACAUCGGAACUACUUUGUGGGGGAUAGCCGUGCUGCGCCUUUCUCUCCCACUCGCUUGUGCUAGUCCGCCAUCUUGAAUUUUAAUGUUAAUUUCUUUCUUUCUUUUUUUUUUAAUAAAUGUGUUUCCUGUAAUGUUUACGGUGCUGUUUCAGAUUUCGAUGACUUUUAAGCAGGGUUGUUAUAUUGCACGGUUAUUUGACGAGGCCACCCGUUAUCUCCAGAUACCCUUGUGAACUGCAAAAUGUCCUCCUAACAUAAUGGGAUAAAUAGAAUUCAUAUUCAAGACGCCCGCCUUCCCCACUCAAGAGUGUUUCUUCAUCUCAGAGACUAAAUGCAACUGGACCAGGGGGCUUGUGGGCAUGAAGUGGCUGGGCGAAUCCAAGAACAUGGUAUUAAAUGGCAGACGACAUGGAAACAAGUUGACCAGCGAGCAGCCUGUGAGCCAGAGCCAGUCUCGGUCUCAGCAUUCACAGCGGGUCUCCCUGCGCCACAACAAAACCCAUCCCAGAAACCGAAGAUGUAGCCGUAGGUUUCAUGCAACCAGCCUUGAGGCAGAGAGGCGAUAUGUGCCCUCGUCAGGUAUGACUGCUAAGGAGCUCUGUGAGAAUGAUGACCUGACCACAAGUCUCAUAUUAGAUCCUUACCUGGGCUUUCAGACGCACAAAAUGAACACCAGAUUUCGUCCAGUCAAGGGAAGGCAGGAGGAGCUGAAAGAAAUCAUUGAACGCUUCAAAAAGCACGAUAACUUGGAGAAAACAUUCAGAGCGUUGAUAUCAGGGGACUGGUCCCGAAAUCUUUUUCUUCACAAGACAAAAUCUCAAGAAAAGCUUUUUAAACAACAUGUUUUUGUGUAUUUGCGGGUGUUUGCCACUGACAGCGGGUUUGAGAUUCUCCCAUGUAAUCGCUAUUCUUCAGAGCAAAAUGGAGCUAAAAUUGUGGCAACGAAAGAAUGGAAAAGGAACGAUAAGAUCGAGUACUUGGUGGGAUGUAUUGCUGAGCUGUCGGAGAGCGAAGAAAACAUGUUACUGCGGCAUGGAGAGAAUGACUUCAGUGUCAUGUAUUCAACGCGCAAGAACUGUGCACAGCUCUGGCUGGGGCCGGCUGCUUUUAUUAAUCAUGAUUGUCGUCCAAACUGCAAGUUUGUGUCGACAGGGCGGGACACUGCCUGUGUAAAGGUGCUAAGGGACAUUGAGCCAGGCGAGGAAAUCUCUUGUUACUAUGGAGAUGGAUUUUUUGGGGAAAACAACGAAUUUUGUGAAUGCUACACCUGUGAACGGCGCGGCACUGGUGCUUUCAAAUCCAAAGCUGGACUGCCUGUCGAAGUUCCAGUGAUCAACAGCAAAUACGGGUUGCGGGAGACAGACAAGCGUCUGAACCGUCUGAAGAAGUUAGGAGAAGGAAACCGGAGUUUGGACUCUCACUCUGUAGGCUCCCACACCGACGUAGACUCUCAGGAAUCGCCCAAAACACAUCAAUCUGCCAGAAAAAGAUCAUCUGGUCUCAAGUAUAAAAACAGGACUCAAACAAGACAGACAUUGUCAAGAGCUCUCACUACCUCAUGUUCAAAACAAGGACGUGUAAACAAUAAUAGGGUACCAAAGAGACUAAAAUCCCAAUCAAAGCCUUCACUAAGUAGAGUCCAGUUACGGAGUCGCAGAAGGGGCGCGGAGCCCAAGGCGUUGGCCAAAGGUGAGACUUGCCAGCUGGGUCUCAGAGACUCGAAGGUGUCGCUGUGUAAAGGCGUCUCCGUAAAGAAGGAGAAGGACGGCCAGGAGCUGGUCCAGCAAACGCUAGGCCAGCGGGGAUGCUUAACACGUCACGCUGCAAAGGAAAACGUUAGUCUCACGGUUGUGCAACAUGGUAAGGGUUGCCUGUCGUCAACGUACAGAACUCGCAGGUCCACCCGGACACUCGUCAAAGCCCAAGAAACAACUGGCGGUGUCAAGCUGGACCCCGGUGCUAUGCACAACUUGAGCCCAGUCUCCAGUGCAGUGGUCAUUAAAUCAGAGCCAUCGGACUUGGAGGAGUAUCUUCACCACGAGAUAGGUCUGGAGCAGCCGGCAUUGGAUGCCGGCUAUCCCCAAAGGGGCUCGUGCGCACGGCUGAAACGGCCGAUACGGCUCGGGACGGAGCGAACAAUUAAAUGCGAGGACUCGUACGGUGAGCCGUUUAUGCCCAUGGCAUCCAGUCAUCCCACCAGCUACUCAGACUGCGGGAAGGUUCUCUUGAGCUUCUCCGACCGGCACAGGGAAUACAAUGGGGUUGCCAAUGGCAGGAAAUCCCUCCGUCGGGACAAGGGCAAGAGUAGCUGUCGCUCACAGGACAAGGGGAAGAAGAAGCGCAGGAUCACCCGUUAUGAUGCCCAGUUGAUCCUGGAGAACACGACGGGUCUCCCCAAACUGACGCUCCGCCGACGGAGAGACAGUAGUAGCAGCAAGACCAAUGAUCCUAACGACGUCAUCGCUUCUUCCGGUCUUUCUGCCGCGUCGGUGAACUCGGCCUCUUCCAGCAAGAUUAGCAUUAAGUUCAGCAAGGACCACGACAAGGACAAAGGCAGCUCGUACAUAGCCAAACUCAAUAACGGUUUUUCCCCCGUGGUGCACAGUAACUCGACAAAGUUAAAGAUACAGCUGAAGAGAGAGGAUGACGCGCGGAGACUAUCCCAGAUGAAGGCAGACCAGCUGUCCUUCAACGGUGACACGGGUCCGAGUUUUGAGGCUCGAGGGGGUGGACAUCGAACCCAAAAGAUUAUGGCGGAGCCGUCAUCCGAAGAUGAAAAUGAUGCGGAUGCUGAUGAUGACGAGGACUACUUUGACAAUGAGUUUGAAGACGACUUCAUUCCACUUCCCCCGGCGAAACGUCUGCGACUCAUUGUGGGUAAAGACUCCAUCGACAUUGAUAUCUCCUCCAGGAGGAGAGAGGAUCAGUCUCUUAGACUCGAUGCAUAGCUUGUGGAGCUCCUCCCUCCUGUCCCUGUAAAUAAAGAAAACAAGCGAAUCAGCUGUCGUGUUGAUGUAAAAUAAGUAUAGUAAUUUAAAAAUCUACAAAUCUGGGCCAGUAUUCAUAAAGAUUCAGACGUGUUCUCAAACAAUUGGACCUGUCUCAUCUAACCAGAAGACCAGAACCAAUUUCACUCACUCAGAAGACAAGAGUCAUUAUGAGUACGGGCCCAGAACAUUGCUCGAAGGGGUUGCUAACUUAAAACAAAUCUGCUCAAUUUCAAUUCCAUUCAUCCGCAAGUAUCUGAUGUGAUUUUGUUUCCCCACCGCUGGUUUACAGCAACGUUAUGUAACUGUCUUACAAUGCCAGAAAGAUGACAACCAGAGCAUGUUUGAUGUUUUGUUGCAUUAUGUUGAUCACCUGUUGGAAAGAAUUGGUUGAGCCUUCCAAACAAUGUUUCUGAGGAGAAAAAGCACAAUUAUAAACUACCGUGAAAAAAAAUCUACAUAUAAAAUGGAAACUACCAACUUUUUUUGAAACAGCCACUUCUUAGGAACUACCGGUAAUAGGGACGGCUACCGGUUUGACACACACACUUCAGAAAUAAACUUUGCUUUUCAUCAUUUUGCAACUGUUGCGAGAAUAUGCUGUACAGAAAAUCGAUCGAUGUGUAUUCGAAUAUGUGAACACAACUACAAAAGUAUGAUUUAGAAAUGUCGGAAUCUCUCAAAGCGUUAACAUUUUCAAAUACAUUCUUUAACAUUCCUAGGAAAUCACAAUGGUUCGCUCUUCGAAUAUGCCCACUGGCUGCUUGUGCAGUCCUUACGGGAUACCUGAUGAAGAUCGGUGUAAGAUGUAAGUGCAUUGAUACUGAAAACAACACAAUAGCUACCAAGUCAUCUGCCCCACUUGAGUCAACGCCGCCUUUUUUUUUCUCCGAAUGGUGCAACAAUUACUUUGGAAACACCUCAUUGUGGCACAAAAUGACUUGUUUGGAAGGCACUCCACAUGGCAGGAAAGAGAAAUCUCAAUUCGCUCCCUUUCUACUGAUUUUUGUAUUCCAGUCAAGUUAGUUGGUUUACGGUUUAGGAAGCGUGAUGAUCUGCUUGUUGUACAACAGUCUUUGUUUGCCGAACCUCAUUGAAAAUUGAGAGAAUUGUUUUCUGUUCAACUAUUCCUUUCAGUGAGUGCACUUGUUAUAUUCAUAAUGGACAUUGAAAUUGUAGAAAGUGUACAGUAUAGUGACUAUCCACUCUGUCUUAUAGGCAGGUUUUUAUUGAUCUUUGGUUUGUUUGUUUGGUUUUUUUCCCCCUCCCUUUGUAUUUUAUUUUUAUUUUUUUGUAUGUGAGAAGCCAUGCUGAAUGUUCAGUGUUGGUGCAGUUGGUCCAGAAGCAUUAUAAUGUUGCUCCGUCACUUGAUUUGGAUUCAUGUGCCAUGUUUUAAUUACUGCAGUCUCUAAAGUCAAGACUUUGAUUUCCUUUCCCAUCAGCGUUUUUAAAUGUAAACGAGUUGAGUGAAAUAAAUAAAAGCACAUAGUUUUGUUAUA
Molecule: messenger RNA, 4664 nt
Organism: Hippocampus zosterae (dwarf seahorse)
Lineage: Eukaryota; Metazoa; Chordata; Actinopteri; Syngnathiformes; Syngnathidae
Gene: kmt5b
Product: lysine methyltransferase 5B
Exons: 11
Coding region: 538-3126 (862 amino acids)
Cellular component (GO): nucleus
Molecular function (GO): histone H4K20 methyltransferase activity; protein binding
Source: RefSeq, a predicted model, not a curated record